AUGAGUGUCCGGGCCACAAGGCCCCGAAGCCGGCGAGGGAGGCAUGCUCCACCUGGUGAACUGGACCCUGUGGCUGAGAGUUCAGAGGAGGCUGAAGCAGCCAGUGGGAGCUCCAAGCCCAGCCCUGUGCCGCCUCAGGAGAACUUUGGACCAGAGCUGCUGGACCACGUGGCAGAGGCCAGUGGGCAGGCCCAUGGAAGCAGGACUGACAAGGAGACUGAUGGGGAAUCCUGUGGGGGACUGGCCUCAGCCCCUGAGGGGCCCCACGAGCCUGCAGUGGAAGCCCAUCCAGACCCAGAGGCAGCCCGACAGGACAGAGAGAUUGUCCCCUUCUGGAAUGGGGCUCCCAAUGUGUUUCAGACCCUGCAGCAUGCUCUGAGCUCCCUGGAGGCGGCUGCUGCUGCCUGGCGCCGCCAGCCCCCAAGCUGUCCUGGGCUGAUGGAGGCAGAGGACAGAAGCAAGAGGGGGCCAGGGCCAGGUGGGAAGCAGGAAGGGGCAGGGGGGUGCCAGCGGGAGGCAGCCCGCCUGGCCGAGAGGAAUGCCUGGCUGCGGCUGGCCCUGGGCAGCCGUGAGGACGAGCUGGUCCGCACUCAGACCUCCCUGCAGGUCAUGCAGGCUGAGAAGGAGACGCUGCAGAGAAAGGUCCAGGAGCUCCAGGACUCCCUGCUGAGGCAGGACCCCUUCCCACCUCCCUCCCACAGCCAAGCCGGUGGCUCAGGCAGUGGUUCCAGCAGUUCUGGGGCAGAUGGAGAACCUUGGGGGACUCAGGACUCCUUCUCCCUGGGUCACCCCCUGCUCCAUCAUCUCAGGAGUGAUUCCAGCACACAGAUACUUACAUCUCUCUCCACCCAACCCCUUGCCCCUGAGAUGCACAUCAUGGAAGUCCACAGGGAACAUCUCCAGGGAAACAUUGAGAAGCUCAAAUGCUUCAAUCGUCUGUUGUCAGCUGUGCUCCAGGGGUACAAGGGCCACUGUGAGGGCCUCAGCAUGCAGCUGGGCCAGCGGGAGGCUGAGACCACAGCACUACAUCUGGCUUUGCAGUACAAUGAGCAAUGUGAGGAGGCAUACAGGGCUCUGCUUGCUCUGUGGGAGGCCGACUCCAGAGCAGGGGACGAAGCCCCCAUGGGUGACCUGCAGGCAGCGGAGAAGGAAGCAUGGAGGCUGCUGACACAAGAGGCAGCUGCCAUAGAUGGAGGGAUACUGCAGGACCCACAGCCAAGCGCUGAGGGCAGAAGUGUGGAUAAGCCCACACCACAGGAAAUGGCUGUCCAGCUCCGAGGCUAUAUGCAGCAUCUCCAGGAGUGCCGUACUCUGGUGAAGAUUCCCCCAGAGCCUGGCCCCACCUUGGCACCCAUGCCCACUGUGCUCCAUGCAGAAGCCAUGCUGCAAGCCAUUCUGGGGACCCAGCCUGGCCCAGCACUGCCCCGGCUGGAGAAGACACAGAUCCAGCAGGACCUGCUGGCCACACGGGAGUCCCUGGCGGACCUGAUGCUGCGACUGCAGCUGGUGCGGCGGGAGAAGCGGGACCUGGAGCUGCGGGAGGCUGCCCUCCGAGCCCAGGGCCCAGCCCACAUGCUCCUGCUGGAGCAGCUGCAGUGGGAACGGGCACAACUCCAGGCUGGCAGGGCAAAUAGCAGUGGUGGAGACAGCAGCGGAGGUGGGAGCAGUGGGGACGAAGAGGAGUGGUCCCAGGGCUCUCCUGCUGUCCCUGGUGGCACCAGUGGCAUUGAUGGAGGCCAGGUUUGCAGAGUAUGGGACUCAGAGAAGUUAGCCCAGGAACUGGCAGCGUCGCUUACCCGGUCCCUGGACCUGCAGGAGCAGCUGCAGUCUCUGCGGCAAAAGCUGGAAAAGGUGGCUCAGAAGGGGCGAGCCAGACGGGCUCAGAGUGCUGAGCUGAACAGCGAUUUAUGCAAGGCUCACAGCGCCCUGGUCCUGGCCUUCCGAGGAGCCCACCGGAAGCAGGAAGAGCAACGGCGGAAGUUGGAGCAGCAGGUGGCACUAAUCGAGGCCCGGCAGGCCGAGGAGCUAGCAGCCCUGGAAGCCACCGCCAGCGCCCUGGGAAGGCCCAGGCCUCCCCGCCCUCCUCCCCAGCUGGGGGAGACCAUUCUGUAGGCUCCAUACCUGGCCAUGUCUAGACGUGCCAGACAGUUGUAGCAGACUGUGUCAUAAACUGUCCUGGAGUGAUGUUA
Messenger RNA from Galeopterus variegatus (Sunda flying lemur), 2189 nucleotides. RefSeq names its product Usher syndrome 1C binding protein 1 (gene USHBP1). The record is from RefSeq and is a predicted model, not a curated record. Bases 1 to 2112 code for a protein of 703 amino acids. The transcript has 12 exons. Lineage: Eukaryota; Metazoa; Chordata; Mammalia; Dermoptera; Cynocephalidae.